UGUUCAUAACAAUGGCAGGUGCUCUCAGACAGUAGACAAGAUUAUGUUCAAAACGUGAAUUGUAUGCAACAGUGUUAUGGAUAGACUAAGCAUUAUUUCCGGCGCUCUGUUUCUAACAGCAGAUGUCUUUGCUGUUAUAAGCCUUGCGUUACCGAACUGGAUUGUAUCGGAUAUUGGUGGUCGAACGUACAUUGGUUUGAUGGAGUCAUGCCUGAGUAACUACAACCAGCCCCAGACAUGUUUCACCACCAGUCCACUGAGACUAGAAUGGCUAUUGACCUUUGUGUGUAUAAUCCUGGGUAUACUCUGCAUCACAGCAACUAUAAUUCUACUGAUUAUGUCUCACUGGAAGUACCGCAUAAUGAAGCACGCUCGAUGGCUGGGAUUUAUAGCAAUGGUGCUCUUUUGCAAAGCAGCAGUGAUUUUCCCAAUUGGUUUCAACAUGGAGCAGAUCGGAGGGAAGGCUUACCAACUCCCAAACAAUUACCAAGUUGGAAUAUCCUACAUAUUCUUUGUACUGGCACUGUGGAUAACAGUUGUCUCCGAACUUUUUGCCAGCAAAGUUUGUCUGCCACAUUUUUAAAGCAAAUUGCUGCUAACUUAUAAUGAUCUUAGUAGAGUAUACAUGCAUCACAGAAAAAAAUAAUGCAUUUCUAACAUUUAUUAAUGCACAAAGGUAUUUGCAUUUUAAUCUAUAUAAAGAGUGUGAUGUUUUAAUUGGUGUAAAAUCAUUCACAAAUUGUUAUUUUGUACAUUUACUAAAAAUCUCAAUAGUAAUUUGGCCAUAACAAACAAGCUGGUUUUCAGAACAGCAAACAUUACUUUUGAAUGUGCCAUACUAAUGUUUUAUUGAAAUAUACUUAUGUAUAUAAUAAAUUCUGAAAAAUGAGGACAGUUCUGCUGAACUGUCAUCCUCCAAGUUCAAGGGUUUGUGACUUUGAAAACCAUGAUUGUUUCUUGCCUUUACAUUUCUGAUUGAAAACAGGUUGGUUUUACCCUUCAAUGAUCAUGAGAACCAAAUGAUUAAUUUUGUCUACCCUGAUAACUUGCUUACUUCACCUAUAUACAUGUACAUUUGUACAUGUAAUUAUAUAUACAGUGUAUAUAUAAAGAGAGAGGGGGAAAAUUAAAGCAAGCUAGUAUUAAUCAGCUACAAUUUCAUAACAGUUUGACUGCAAGUACAUUAGUACAAUUUAUCUCAUUAGGGAAUAACAGGAUCAACUGAUCGAGGGCACAAGUUAAGAAAAAAUGGUAGUGUAAUACCAGCACAUAGCUGUUUGUUACAUAACCAGUCAGUGAUACCAAUUCAACAUUACAACUGAAAUCAUUUGAUAGAAAUUAUAUAUAGCAACUAUAUGUUGAGCAAUAUUAUCACAAGCAUUAAAUGUUUAUAGCUUACCUGGUCCAAAGGACCAAGGUGAGCUUAUGCCAUAUACAAUGGCAUCUGUCCGUCCGUCAACAAUACCUUGUUAACAGGAAAACUUGAGUUGAUAUCAACCAAGUUUGAUGAAACUUUGUAGACAAAUAUCAACAAUAUUAUUCAACAGUAACAGUACUAACUGACAGUUUAGCUCACCUGGCCUGUCAACAAUUCUUUUAAAUCCCUACUAGUCCUGAUGCCUCGAUGAAUCUUGAUGAAAUUUGGUCUGGAGCACUAUAUUGGGCCAAUGAGAUCUAACAUGGUAUAAUUAGAGGGUGUGGCUAUCCCCUGGGGCCUGAGGUGCAGCACCCAAUAGAGGAAAUUGAGGUACAUUGUAUAUCAGUUAAAUCACUUGUAGUCCUGAACAGCUGAAUAGAUUUUUAUAAAAAUUGGUCUCGAGCAUUAUUUGGUAAGUGAGAUCUAAUGUUGUAUAAAUGAAGGAUGUGGCACUUUUGGGGCAGGAGUAAGAGGGAUAAAGUCCACCUGUAGUUUGAACCAUUAUUGGGAGAGGUAGUUCAAAAGUAGGAAAAUAUUUAAAAUAUAAUUUAAAUAAGAGUAUUUUGCGAUAAUUACUGAAAUAUCCAGGUGAGCGAUGCAGGCCCAGCCUCUUGUUUUAUCAGCAGGUUUGGCAUUGUGUAAGAGUUGUGUCCCUUUGGUUGGUGUAAGUUAUUAACCUAGCCCUCCUACUGGAUAUAUGUUUUGUGAUCGCUAUACAUAAUACAAUGUACUGUCUAAAUCAAUGCCUAUGUUCUAUGAGAGCCAUUUUAAUGUGAACUUGUCAUUAAAGGUUGUCUGUUAUUCUAUGGUCAUUCUCUUGUACUCUGUCUGACUAAGCUUGUUUUAAUAGUUAAGACAUCAUUUAUCAGUUUAUCAUUUUCAUUUUCAAAAAGCAGAAUAGAUUAGAAAAAAAAUACAUGUUUUAUCAAAGAAGCUUAUUUUAACAUUUAACUUUGGACCAAAAUUUACAAAGGAAUUUAAACAACACAAUAUUAUGUCCAAUAAAUGUGUUCAACUUAGAUAUCUAUCAAAGGAGUGACCUACGUAACCAAGGUUACAGACAAGCCUGUGGAUAGAGUGUCGAUCCUACACAAUAGUUAAUUUCAUGAUGCACUAUAUAAUUCAAUAUGACUAUUUCAUAUAGCAGUAACUAAUUUAAAAAAAAAAAAUGAGCUAAAACCUUCAAAUACAUUUCACUCUAUAAAUGUUUACUCAAAUAUACAACAUAGUAACACAAAUGAUUAAGGGUCUCAAACUCACGAUCUACAUCACCUAUUUGCCUAGCCAGAAAUACCCGCAGCUUACACCACUUCACCAUAUCCACAAUCAUUCCUAAAUAUACAUUUACAUUCUUUAUUAUCCUCUUUAAUAGGCUUUCUUUGUUCCUAUGACAGGAUGAUUAUAGGUUGCAGACCCUUUUUGGGAGCUCUACCUUUUGUCAAUUUCAAUAAUGUUGUAGGAUAGUAAAUGACAGGUAGCAUAUAUAAUGAUGAACUCUUAACACAAUUAUGACUUUAAAAAGAUGUUUUACUAUAUCGGCAUUAGUAUCCUUUGUGUUGUUUUCCUACUUUGUUUCAUAGAUGUGUAUUAGGGUCACAAAACAAACCAGUUAUUAACUUUUAUUUGCAGUAUUAGCAAUUGUUAUCAUCAUUCAUGUUCACAAAUAUUUGUUAUUAUUUUUUAUUAUUAUUAUUAUUUUGUUAUUGUGAAGUCUAGUCAAUAAAAUGUGCAUGAUAUGAUACAUGAAUUUAUAAUAAAAGUUUGACAAAGAAA
This is a messenger RNA of Pecten maximus, 3190 nucleotides long. Its product is annotated as modulator of smoothened protein-like. The record is from RefSeq and is a predicted model, not a curated record. Bases 77 to 583 code for a protein of 168 amino acids. Gene Ontology annotation, cellular component: Golgi apparatus; ciliary membrane. Gene Ontology annotation, biological process: negative regulation of smoothened signaling pathway. The transcript is spliced from 3 exons. Lineage: Eukaryota; Metazoa; Mollusca; Bivalvia; Pectinida; Pectinidae.